This is a messenger RNA of Aplysia californica (California sea hare), 3743 nucleotides long. Its product is annotated as cyclin-T1. Gene Ontology annotation, biological process: positive regulation of DNA-templated transcription, elongation; regulation of transcription by RNA polymerase II. Gene Ontology annotation, cellular component: nucleus; cyclin/CDK positive transcription elongation factor complex. Gene Ontology annotation, molecular function: cyclin-dependent protein serine/threonine kinase activator activity. The record is from RefSeq and is a predicted model, not a curated record. Lineage: Eukaryota; Metazoa; Mollusca; Gastropoda; Aplysiida; Aplysiidae.
UUUGGAAUUGAAUGGCAUUUUGAAGCUGGUCUAGGUGUGAUGUUUCAGACAAAAUAACGGCUACUGCCUUUAUUUUGUUUUGGAGAUGGAUGAGGAUACGGGUCGCUUUUUGUACCCUGCAGAAGCCUUUGAGAAAACCCCCAGCAUCAGUGAUGGCUACACGUCGCACCAAGAGCUCAUGUAUCGCCAGAGGCUGGCCAUGCUCAUGCAGAACAUCGGCAGCAAAUCCAACCUGUCCCAGCUGGCGGUCAACACCAGUGUGAUUUACAUGCAUCGCUUCUUCAUGUACAGAAGCAUCAAGAAAGUCACUCGUGUGCACCUGGCAAUCGCCUUUGUGUUCGCUGCUGGGAAAGUGGAAGAGAGUGCCCGGAAGCUGGAGCAUUUGAUCCGCACGGCAGUCGACAUCAUCCGGUACAGCAAGAACCGAGACUUCAUUGAGAAGGGAGACGAGAAUUGCUACCACACGGAGGGCGACCACCGGCGCAGGAUGGACCCGCUGUGUGGCAGCGGCAAUGCCACAGAACCCUCGCUGUUCGCAUGCCACUGCGAGCAACAGCGCCGCCCUGGUUACAAUGGGAAGCCUGUGUGCCAGUCGCCCAAUGAGAAGGCCUUCAUGGACAUGAGGAAGCUCAUUCUCGAUUACGAGAUUGAGAUCUACUCCACCAUUGGUUUUCACCUCCAAGUGGUCCACCCCCACAAUUACGUGAUCCGAAUGUGUGCCAUGCUGGGAGGUAAGGCUCGAGAGGAAGAGUGUAGUGAGAAUGACCAGAUCCCCGUGGUUAAAAAAGCGGAGAACAUCAAGGACAUCAGCCAGUAUGCCUACAAUCUCGCCACUGCCAGCUCCCAGCUGACUGUAAUGUGUCUGAAGUACAAGCCAGACCUCAUCGCCACAGUGUGCCUCAACAUCGCAUCCAUCGCUCACUGCAUCAGGUUUAUGAACAUGAAGGACCAGACCCAUCACUGGUACCAGGUGCAUGAUCCCACCAUGGAGGUCACCGUCCUGGAAAGUGUGACGGAAGAGUUCAUGAACGUGAUCAAGGACUGCGCGCUGCUUCCCACCUGGAUGACUAGCCUGAGCAGGCAGGGUGGACGCCCGGCCGCCCCCGUCUCCAAACCCUCGUCCUCAGCAUCUUCCUCGCAGGGCAACGGCCAGCCCCCAGCCUCCUCCUCCUCCUCCCAGAGGGUGGGCCCGUCAGGCUAUGACGCUUCAGGGCAGCACAGCAGCUCCUCAUCUCACGGUCAAGGUCGCGGGAUGGCCCCCUCCGCUGAGGGCGGUGCGUUUGCCGCUGGCGGAGAUCAUCCCUCGUCUUCUCAAGGACACCGAUCUGGCUCGGGUCAGCACGGUAGACCCCACGGACCUCCAUCGGCGACGGCUGGCUCCAUGAGUGGCAUGCGACCUCCUCCGUCGUCGUCCUCCUCCCGCUCCCAUGGGGGCCCGCAGCAUCAUCCCUCGCAGCAACAACAACUCCCCCCGCACCACCGAUCUCAGAAGCCUCACGCCGGCAACAACAACAACGGCACGACACACCACUCGUCGCGCCAGAUGCCCCCCGGCUCGGCCCCCCCUGGAGUCAUGCCCCCCCAGGGUUCCUCUUCCUCCUCCCGGCAGCUGCAGCAGUCGCGACCCCCCUCGUCUGGACACUCGGCCAGUGGUCGUCCGUCCUCCCAGUACCACCCCGGCCCGCCCCACUCCGGACAGCAGCCAUCUCAUUCCACUAGUCAGCCGCAGCAACAGCAGCAGCAGCACCCUCCUCGAUCUCACGACCCCUCGCGACCCCGGGGCCCCCACGACCAGCAUCGAUCAUCCCACGACCCAUCACGCUCGUCUCACGGCCUGCCUCGCGCCGCUGACCACAGACGGCCGGACCCUAUGUCGGACUCUCGUCGGGCGCCGCCCUCUCACCCGCAAUCUAUGCAGCAGAGAGACGAUCAUCUGAGCCAUGAACGACCUCCCUCCACGCAGACAGCCCGCCCGCCCAGCCCGCCAGAAGCCACUGGCACGAACCUACCUCAGGCGGGCGACGCCCCAGACAUGAGCAGCCACCUGGCAGCAUUCACCGAGGGGAGGACCCAGAGUCCUGAAGUUGGAGGAGCGCCCGGCAGAUCACAAAAACUUCCCCCCGCCCAGGGCCCCAAGAUCUCGCUGGCUUCGUACCGCGACCGCGCCCGGUCAAAAGCUUUGGCCACCAGUCUGGAUCAGAGUGGCCAGGUUUCCGCUCCCCCUACGGAUCGAGAUGUAGCGCAGCCCCCGCCUACUUCUGCCUACCCCGGGGCGGCCAUGCUGGAGAACAUUUCCGCUGAGUCCUCUGAUCGCUCAGCUACGAACUCACCAGCAGACGUGUCCUCGCGAGUCCCGAGACUUUCCGCGUCUGGCGGUGCUGGCGAUGUGUCCUCGCCCUUCAGCGUCCCCGUAGACAGCCCGAACCCUCGCAACAAGAUCAAGCUCAAGCGCGACCCGGCCACCGGCGAGCGUCACGCCGUCAAGUACACGGACUCUGGCUUGAAAAUUAAGAUCAAACCCAUCCGCUCCGACCCGCCCGUCAGUAUCCCUGAGGAGACGGCCGGUCCUAGUGGGUCCAGCUCCCGUUCGAGCACCCCGCGAGAGGAAGGAGAGAUCGUCGACGACUCUGUAGCGCCCACUCUGACCUCCACGCCAGGAGGCAGCCAGCGAAAGCCCGAGGGGAGCAGCGGCGGUGGUCUACGGAUCCGUCUCCCCGUGCCCAAGUCCAGCGAGUCCGGCCGCGGUCGAGACGUUGAGAUGAACGGUGCAGGAAGUGACCGCGACUCUUCCUCGUCUUCCUCGGGCCACCACCACCACCACAAGAGCCACCACCACAAGAGCCACCACCACCACAACAAGAGCAAGAAGCACUCCAGCAAACACUCGAGCUCGCGCCACGAGGGCAAGUCGAGCAAGCGCUCUUCUUCCUCUGCUGUAGACUACUACGACGAGCGUCCAUCCAAACAGGCGCGCACAGGCUCUGUGGCCGCCUCGAGCUACCCGUCCUCUCUCGGCCCGGCGCCGUCGGCUACCAUGGGACUCCAGGAGGCUCAGCGUCUCGGCAUGUAUCCCGACAUGAACAGCUCCGCCGGUGGCCACCCCCACCACCCCCCUCCCCACCACCAGAACAGUGGGUUCAGCAUCAACGACGCCUUCACCUCCACCCUCCCCAGCAACAUCUUCGACGACAGCGAUGAGGAGGAAGACAACUCUCACGGCUUCCCGCCCGUCACCCCGACCACAGAUGUGCCCAACCCGCCCCACCACGAGCGCUUCCACCAGCUCAUGGCGCAGCACCGGGCUCGCAUGGACGCCAAGAAACCCCCCCUGCCUCCCAUGCCCAACCUGAAGGGACCGCCACCACCCCCACCUCCACCUCCUGCCACCCCACCACCCCCACCUCCCAGUUUAUGAUGUAGUUUGUGACACUAGGACUUCAUCAUCAUCAGUAACAGGGUAGUCAUAUGUGGAGAUCACUUUUUUCAUACCAUUGGAGCAUACAUACGUACCAUUGAACAUACGUACCAUUGGAGCGUACAUACAUACCAUUGGAGCAUAACAUACAGCAUACUAGCUGGAAAAGCCUUUGCUUUUUAUUUUAUUUAAGAACUUUUUCAAUAGACCAGUGAAAUGUAGAUUUAAAAAAGAGAAUGUGUGUGUUUUUAAGAUUCAUUUUCCGUCUAUGUUGAUGACUUGAUUACUCACAGAGUUUAAAAGUACUUAAAUGAAAAAAAAAAAAAAA